Molecule: messenger RNA, 1189 nt
Organism: Medicago truncatula (barrel medic)
Lineage: Eukaryota; Viridiplantae; Streptophyta; Magnoliopsida; Fabales; Fabaceae
Exons: 4
Coding region: 127-1047 (306 amino acids)
Source: RefSeq, a predicted model, not a curated record
AAGAAAAAGAAAAAUCAAUUCGAAACAUUAUACAAAAUGUCGGAAUUAAUUAGUUAAUCCAUAGAAUCAAUUGCACCUAGUUUAGGUGUUGGAAACUUGACGAAAUCAAAAGGUCACACUCGUAGAAUGGUGUUUUUUGGGAUAUGGAGGCACUCUGAGCUUGGACCCAAUAAAAUGGAAUACGCGUUCCUUCUUUUGCUCCUCCUCUUCCAUAUCUUCCUUCCUCACUCUUACGGUAAACCCAAUGGAGUGUGUGUUUCUCAAGGUGGUCGUUAUCCUCCCUUCAAAUCAGAGGGUAACCCUCCCAAAAGGGGUCCUAAAGAUUUGACCCUUUGUCGGGUUUUUCGCAAAAAGACUUGUUGUGAUGUAACACAUACACAUCCUGCACUUCUGUCUGUAAGGAAGCUUUCUUCUGGCGGGGAAGCUAGCUCAGAGUGUUUGCACUUAUGGGAACUAUUGGAAUGUGCCAUAUGUGAUCCAAGUGUUGGUACUCAGCCCGGACCUCCACUAAUUUGUGCAUCUUUAUGUGAGAGAAUUUACGAGGCAUGCUCAAAUGCUUACUUCUCUAUGGAUGUGAAAUCACAGGUUCUUGCACCCUGUGGAGUAAAUGACUUUGUAUGUGGUAGGGCUGCUGAAUGGGUCUCCAAUGGUACAGAUCUUUGUCUUGCUGCAGGUUUUCGAGUGAAGUCCUCUGAUAUCGUCCAUGUUGCCUCAGAAGAAACUUUUUGCUAUGGUGAUAAAGCAAGUCUAGGUUCAGUUGCUGAUUCAUGGAAGGCUUCACAGUUUGAAUCGACCAAGAAAGGGGAGAACUCGGUGAUUUUUGACGAUUUCCAGCAAUGGACGAGGGAUAUGCCAUUCAAAGAAAGAGUUUCUUGGGCUAUAGGAGGGAUGGUUCUAACAGCAGGAUUAGUGUUUAUAAGCAAAAGGAAAAGCAAUAGCCAACGCCAGAAACUAGCAGCUAUAAAGCGCACCGCAAGGAAACUGGGAAGCAGGAUGGCGGAUCAACAGCCUUCAAAUGCUCCAGAAAUUAGGAAAAGAAUUUCCUGAUGAGAGCUCUUUGUAUGUGUAAUUGUUAACAAUACAUAAUUAGUUGUGGUAAUUUAUAGGUCAAUCUCAUGUUUCUUGUUUUAAUUAAUAAUAAUCUAAAUGAAGUAUACGGCUUUAUUUUGUAGCCUUGCUUUCUCUGUUC